This is a messenger RNA of Schizophyllum commune H4-8, 1212 nucleotides long. Its product is annotated as TPR-like protein. The coding region runs from base 46 to 1098 and encodes 350 amino acids. The transcript is spliced from 5 exons. Gene Ontology annotation, molecular function: Hsp90 protein binding. The record is from RefSeq and is a predicted model, not a curated record. Lineage: Eukaryota; Fungi; Basidiomycota; Agaricomycetes; Agaricales; Schizophyllaceae.
CGACCAUCACAUCUGUACGGCUUCACGCCCUGAACCACCUCAAACAUGGCAGCGACAGGACCACAACCGAGAGAUAUCGACUAUGAGGCCAAGCUGGCUGAGUUCGACAAAAUUCCACUGUUUAUGAAGAGUUUGCCGGAGGAGGAUACGGAGGACGCAACGAUCGCGGCGCUGCAGGAUCUGGCGUAUGAGGGGACGCCGGAUGAGGUCGCACAAAACUUCAAGGAGCAAGGGAACGACUACUUCAAGGGCAAGCGGUGGCGCGAGGCGCUGGGCUUCUACACCCAAGCGAUCGACGCGAAGCCGACCGAUCCGGCAUUACAGGAGGCCCUGCUAUGCAAUCGCGCGGCAUGCAACCUUGAGCUAAAGAACUACGGCUCCGUUUUGAGGGAUUGUUCGAAGGCGAUCACCUUGAACCCUCGUUCGUCGAAGGCUUUCUAUCGAUCUGCGCUGGCACUCUUGGCGCUUGAGCGCGCGGAAGACGCGCUCGAUUGCUGCGACAGGGCCCUCGCGUUCGAUGCAAAUAAUCUGGCGAUGAAGGGGCUCCGCGAACGCGCCGUGAAGCUCAUCGAGCAGAAGGAAGCCAAGAAGCGUGCACAGCAGCAGAGGGAGAUGGAAAAGCUCCUGAUGCAAAAAGCACUGAGGGCCCGGAGCCUCUUCCUCUCCGGCGACAAGAGUGACGCCGAGCCUCAAUGGGACCCCGAAGACGCGACAAAAUCAAGCCUGCUGUUCCCUGUUUUCUUCCUUUACCCGCAGCACGCCCAGUCCGACUUCAUCAAGGAGUUCCACGAGGACACGCCCUUUAGCGCGCACCUCGAGGCUAUGUUCCCUCCCCAAGCUCCUCCCCCGGAGUGGGACAAGGCAGGGGAGUAUGUGACGGGCAAUCUGAACGUGUACGCGAUGACACGGGGGAAGCGGCUGCUGAAGGUGGGCAAGAACCACACGCUGCGGACGGUGUUCGAGGCGUCGCGGGCGAAGGAGGGGCAGCCGCGGGACGGGCUCGAGCUGAGGGACGGCUGCUUGAGCUUCGUGGUGCUGCCGAAGGGGGAGGUGGAGAAGAAGUGGAUAGAGGACUAUAAGAAGGCGAGAGAGCAAUAGAUCUGUGCUGGCGAGUGUUGUUCUGAGCUUGGGCACGUUGUUUUCGAGAGCUCACUGAGAUAUGCCUGCGACGUGUUGAUAGAUUCGGAGAAUGAGCACUUGUUCCUGGUAGAA